This is a messenger RNA of Penicillium odoratum, 1131 nucleotides long. RefSeq lists its product as uncharacterized. The record is from RefSeq and is a predicted model, not a curated record. The transcript is spliced from 7 exons. The coding region runs from base 1 to 1131 and encodes 376 amino acids. NCBI's taxonomy places the organism in Eukaryota, Fungi, Ascomycota, Eurotiomycetes, Eurotiales, Aspergillaceae.
AUGACUUGCUUCUGCGCUAGUGACUCAAGGCUUACCACCUUCCUUGAUAGGGUCGAGAGCAAAUGCACGGUAAAGGAGUUCUUUACUACCAAACGGCUAUACGAAAAGGCAUGUGAGGUCACUCCUCUUAAGAGGCCUGCGGUAGUCAAUCCUGCCACGUUGAUUCCUUUCAUUCUUUCCACACUUUUCUUCAUCGGCAGAAUUUUCGCCAAGACCAACGGGCUUGCAGGGGGAUGGGGAUUGGAUGAUUAUAGUAUCAUUGUUGCAUGGGUCCUCGGCACUGCAAUUUACUUCCUUGAUAUGCAAAUGAUUCGAUACGGAUUUGGUGCUAAUAUUUGGGACAUUGUUCCACAAGAAGAUAUCACCAUGAUCUACAAGCUAUUCCAAGGCCUGGCCGUGAUGUAUAAGGUUCAGAUCUCUCUCGCUAAAAUCAGUGUAAUUCUGUUUUUGUUGCGCAUCUUCCAAACGCCCGAUUUUCGCUACAUGUCUUACUUUUUGAUUGCAGCAAACUGCGCCAUUGGUACUUGCUGGGCUCUCAUCGAUAGCUUUAGAUGCAUACCAACUCACUUGACUUGGGACGGCUGGAAGGGAGAGGAUACCGGAAGAUGUAUUAACUUUAUUGACUCUAUCCUCGUGAACUGCCUCGCCAACAUCUUUGUGGACUCCAUCUUGAUCUUGAUGCCUGUUUAUCAAGUAAGCAAGCUGCAGAUGCCUCUGCGGAAAAAGCUUACCGUAGCGUUGAUGUUUGUUGUUGGCUCAGUCCUUACCAUUAUUGCCAUUAUUCGAGUCGUUGUUUUCUGGAAUAACCGCUGGGGCCUCAACCAAACGAAGGGUCUAUACCCACUUAUCUACUGGUCCGUCAUCGAAUGUCAGAUCUCAGUCAUGUGUGCCUGUCUGCCAGCAUCGAGGGCUCUUCUCGGGUACUACUUCCCUGGAUUUAUGGGCAGUGAAUCUCAACGACAAUACGCCUCCGGUCCGGAUUAUUGUGCUACCAAUGGAUAUGCACGCCAGGACAGCAGGAUCAACAAAUCCGUCAGUUAUAAUGUGCACUAUGGUGAAGUUUCGGAGCACUUCAAUGGAAACAGCGAUAUUGAGUUAGUCGCGACUGACGGCAAAGUGCACCAUCGAUAG